UCCUACCCCACAAUCACAAAAGUCUUUCUUUCAACUACAAAUAUCUCCUCACAUUUAAACAAACCUAGCAAGUACUAGUUAGAUCCCAUUUUUAUUAACCCAAUAAUGGAAUCUCAUGGCCGAGAAAUAGUUCUGAUCACUGGCUGCAGCCAUGGAGGCAUUGGCUAUGCACUGGCUCAAGAAUUUGCUGUAAAUAAUUGCUUAGUAGUGGCCACUAGUCGGUCCUUAAACUCUAUGAGAGAGCUUGAACAUGACCAUAGAUUCUAUCUCCAAGAACUGGAUGUUUUAUCAGAUGAAAGUGUGCAACAUGUGAUGUCAAAUGUUCUUGAGAAGUUUGGCAAAGUUGAUAUCUUGGUUAAUAAUGCUGGGAUUCAGUGUGUUGCUCCUCUUGCUGAAGUCCCUUUAUCUGCUAUGCAAAACACUUUCGAUACCAAUGUUUAUGGUACCAUGAGAGUCAUUCAAGCUGCUAUUCCUCACAUGGCAUCUAGGAAAAAGGGGAAAAUAGUUAAUGUUGGAAGUGUUACUGUCUUGGCUCCUUCCCCUUGGUCUGGUGUUUAUACUGCUACUAAAGCUGCUCUUCAUGCGUUGACAGACACCUUAAGGUUGGAACUCAAGCCUUUGGGGAUCGAUGUUAUCAAUGUUGUUCCCGGAGCUAUAAAAUCAAACAUAGGAAACUCUGCUGCAGCCGGGUACAACAAGAUGCCGGAGUGGAAAUUAUACAAACCAUAUGAAGCAGCAAUCAAGGACAGAGCAUACUUUUCACAGGGAGUCAGGUCCACCCCAACCGAAGAGUUUGCGAAGAAUACUGUAGCUGCUGUACUCAAGAAAAAUCCUCCUGCUUGGUUCUCAUCAGGCCAUUUCUCCACACCUAUGGCAAUCAUGUACCACAUGCCACUCUUGGUUAGAGACUUCAUUAUCAGGAAAGUUUUUAAAUUGUGAAUACUUGGGCUCUAUCUUUUUUACGCUUAUACUUAGGGCUAAUAAAUCUUAUUACUGAGUCAUAAAUGUCUCGUAUAUCCAUAGAUUUGAUAAAUGCCAUGAUAAACUCGUGAUUUGUUUACUAA
Molecule: messenger RNA, 1064 nt
Organism: Mercurialis annua (annual mercury)
Lineage: Eukaryota; Viridiplantae; Streptophyta; Magnoliopsida; Malpighiales; Euphorbiaceae
Product: short-chain dehydrogenase RED1
Exons: 3
Coding region: 106-939 (277 amino acids)
Cellular component (GO): endoplasmic reticulum
Molecular function (GO): oxidoreductase activity
Source: RefSeq, a predicted model, not a curated record